AUGGGGAACCACGUGGAGAAACUGACCCACCUAAACUACAAGGAAGUUCCUACAGCUGACCCAACGGGCAUGGACAGAGAUGAGGGUCCAAGGAUUGGCGUUUCCUACAUAUUUUCAAAUGACGACGACGAACUAGAGCCACCGCCGGAUCCGGGGGUGACGGAUCUAGCCCGGGAGCAUCCCUUGUCCCAACCGUACGACCCGCGGCUGCAUGAAGUGGAAUGUUCGGUCUAUUAUCGCGAUGAGUGUAUUUAUCAGAAGAGCUUUACUGGGGAUGAUACACUUCCAGCAGAGGUGGACGGCGGUGGAGGGGGCCACCUCGCCACCUACACACCAGAGAACCUUUUGAACAAGUGCAAACCUGGUGAUCUGGUGGAGUUUGUGUGCCAGGCCCAGUACCCUCAUUGGGUGGUCUACAUUGGGGAUUUCCAAGUAGUGCAUCUGCAUAGGUUGGAAGUGGUGAAUGGCUUCCUGACAGAUGCCAGCCAGGGCAGGAGGGGACGCAUCGCCAACCAGUUGUACCGCUACAAGCCGCUCAGCCCGGCUACGGUGGUGCAAAAUGCCUUGGAUCAGGUAGGUUGCAAGGACCGCGAUCUCAGCUGGAGGAACUCGGAGUGUUUUGCCGCCUGGUGCCGCUAUGGAAAGCGUGAGUUUAAAAUCGGCGGAGAGCUCCGCAUCGGCAAACAGCCCUACCGGCUGCAGAUCCGGCUGGGCGACAAACGCAGCCACACGCUGGAGUUCCAGAGUCUCGAGGAUCUCAUUAUGGAGAAGCGAAGGAACGACCAGAUCGGCCGGGCAGCCGUCAUCCAAGAGCUCUCCAGCCACCUGCAGGCGGCUGAGGAGGAAGAUAGCCAAGAUUCGGGUGCCCGGACUGCUGCGGAGUAGCUGCUCGUGCCAAGCGGGCUGUUUAGCCUGGGUGAUGGGGAUUAAAACUGAAGGCUGCGAAAUUGAGCUGUUAUAAGCCUUUUGGGCUGCUUCAAGGCAGCUUCACAGCAAUCACAUGUGAAGGGAAAGGGGGGUGGGCACACGGGAAAGCUGAUUAAGUGUCAGUGCUUAAGCACUUAACUCCUACAGUGCAGGACGGAGCUAGCAACUUUCCGUGUCGAAGGUUAAAACUCAGGGAGACUUCCUCUAACUCUCUGUUAUGCAGAAGCCUGUCCCCAAAUCUCUUCCCCCAGAACUUCCGGGCCUCGUCCAGUGUAAAGCCCAUGAGUGGCUCCGGAGGCCCUGAUGGUAUCUCGUAGGUGGGAAAUGGCUGCUUUCCUUUCCCCUCCCUCGUUUGCGUUGGUAUUUCUGGAAUCUUAUUUCCUUAGGCUUUACUGGCUGUGAUCUCGGUGGUAACCUUUCUAGCCUUCCCAGGAUUUAAUGACUAAGUCACUGUUAACUAUGUAUAAUUGGGUUGGCUGUUUUUUUUUAAAAAAAAAUUAAUGCCAAGCUACUUGGGAGGUGGGAAAGGAGAGGAUUGUGAGGUUUCUUCUGAGAGGGUGCUCUGAAAAGAGGGAAGCUCUCCGGAGCUUGGCUUCUGCUAAAGGGCCUGAGAUAUCUCCAUGGAAAAGAGUAGCAGGCCAUGGCAGGCUGGACUUUGCUGUACCUUCUCAUUCAGUGGCACUAAGGGAAAGGAGGUCACCAACUCUGCCCUCCUUGGUUGUUGGGUCAGGCCACCCCCAAAUGUCCAGGCUUUGUAGGUUAGCCUGCAGAUGUGUUUAAACUGGAGUGCCUGGGAGGGUGGGGUAAAUCUGUUCAUUAGAGUAGGACUCAUUUGCUUCAAGUCCAGAUACCAUCUGACCACAUCUCUAGACUAAAAUUGGGAAUUCAGUGUUAAUCCAGUUUAAUCAGUGUGAUCCUAAGCAGAGUCACUCCAGUCUAAGCCGAUGGAAAUCAAUGGGCUUAGGAUGGAGUAACUCUGUUUAGGAUUGCACUGUACACGGUUUUGGAUUUCUCCAAGAAACUGGUUGUUAGGGAUUCCUAGCCUGCAUGUGGAUCUGCAACUUCUAACGAUAGUUGACCGUAGAUUGUCCUGGAUGAAAUGCUUUGUGGGUCGGGCUGUUGGUGAAUUUGGGUGAGGCUCGAUGUCUCUUUCCAUUUCACAGGCCCAGGAAAGCCACUUCUUUAGAAAGGCUUCGUUCCUUUCUCUUUUUUCCCUUUGCACCUCGGUAAGCACCGCAUAUUGUAAGCAUUCUCUCCCUUUGUAUAGAGGGUUGGAGAAAGAAUUCGGUUACCUCCCUGCGAAGCUAUUGUUCAUUUUCAAGCUAGGAAAAAUCUUUCUGUGCCCACUUCAAGAAAAUCCCCUCUUGAAGAGUAGGCCUCAAGGUUCAUCUUCUUUUCUCUCCUGUUCCAUUCUUUGUUUUUAAAAACUUUUCCUGCUGGGCAAAGAAAGAAAGCGGGAACAAGAGAGUUCUUUUUGGUGAUGGGUAUAAAAGCCGCUUGAGUACUUUUCACCAAGCAAACACAGUUAUGGUGGGGGGGCUGCAACAUCCUUUCAUUUUAUCUGCUUAGGCACUGCUUGGGCGCAGUUAGGUAAGUCCUGCUCCUGUGUAAACCCUGUUGUUUCAGUGGGGUUUACACAGCAGCCGUGCUCGAUGAAUUGCUCUGUUUUUGAGCCUCUGGGUAACAGAAGCAUCAGCCUUCCUCUCUCCUCUCUGUUCUUCACCUGAACAGGCUGUUAACAACUUUCCCACCUUUCGCACAAUGAGAAAUAAGCUGAUGAGCCUCGGGUUUGAUUUAAGUAGCGGAAAUUAGUAUUUGGAAGCAAAGGUGUUCGGUGUAAUUAAGCAGCGUAUUUUAAAAAGUUGCCUGAUUUCCUUCCCCCUCCCCCUCAAUCGCCUGCAGUUGUUUAUUUCUGCUUCUGGAAGCUGAAAUCGGUUCUUUGCAGUCUUAGAAGAUUUGUGGGAAGCGCAUCUGCCACCACGGUGUGCCGCUUUUACUGUAAUCGGAACGGGCAGCUGUGGACCUCCCAACAUGUACUGUGGAGGUGUGCUGAGGAUUGGGGACAGCUUAGAAGGUGCAGAUGUGUUUCAGGUGUAGCUUUUUAUUGUUGUAGAUGCUACGUUGACAUUGGGAAACAGUUGUCCUGGUGUCCCUUAGACCUGUUCUUGGGUUACCUUUUUGCAGUGGGGGAGACCCAUGAGCCAGACCCACAAGCCGUUAAAGCUCAAACCAGACUGCCUGAAGACAGUUUACCUCUAGAACAGCAGUCGUCAAGCUUCUUAUUCUGGGGGGCUAUUCCGACUUUAUUGGGUUUGCAGCUUAGAAGCCAAGUUUUGCAUUCAACAGAAUUAGAUGGUACAGCUAUUUCCAGUCCUUAUCAUUUUGGGCCACAUUUUGGUGGACGAGGGGGUGGAGUCACAGAUUUGAGUGCUUCUCCAUCAACUCGGUGCUGGCUUCAGGGUUUCAGGACAACCUCAGCGGGGGCCUUCUUCCUAAACCGACACGCCACAUCUUGCUUGCCCAUACCCCAAGCCCCUCCUCUCUUCAAUAGCUGCCUUGUUUGGAAGGAAAGUGAGGUUGGCAGUCACAGGGGCAGGCAACGCCAGUCAUCGGGCCCCAUAGUACAGUUUGGGUUAAGCAAGCAGCCAACUGUGCCAGCCCUCUGAUGCUGACUGGUGGAAGUCUAGCCUGGUCCGUUUGACCUGUGCUUACGUGCCGUCAUGUCUUACCCUUUGGAGAACACCCACACAUGUGUUCUCCUCCCCCUUCUUGGGUAGCGAAACUAAGGACCUACAAACUUGCAGUGUGUUUUGUGACAGUUAAGCCCAGUUAAGUCAGCCUUGAUGUCAGGGACUUUGGUUUAUAACUGCAUUGUGGGCUACGCACACCUGGCUCAGGCAUGGAAAAAGAGCAGUGUGACGAGUUCGGGUGUGCUAUAACUCUCUUCUCCCGUGCGUGGGCUUCUCAGUUUCCCAUUGUCAGAGAAGGAAGCUUAUCAGGAUAUGUGGCUUGUUGAUGAAAUCUUUACCAUGUAAUCAUUCAAUCAUGUCCUCCAGAUACUGGGAUUGUGACGUAAAUGUGCAGCCUUCGCUUGAAAAGCAGAGAAUGGGAAGCAUUCUGAGUCGUGCUUGGAGGCUGAUUAUGUGGUUCCCCGCAUGCUGGGCUUCCCCACCCCCUCUAAUGCUUUUAACUAUCAAGGGGUUAGCCCUCCUUCAUUGACAAAGUUUCAUCUUCUCCAGUGGGAAAUUUAUGCCAGUGUACCUGAAUCAUAGACUGAAGUUGUAUUGCAUUGAAAGAAUCCAGUCAAUCGGUUCUCCUGAAAUUAAAUAGGAGUUGGGGACCUUGGGUAGCUUUUGUGGGUAGGAUCUCACAGAUCUGUUGCGCUGCUAGCUGCUGGUGCAAAAGGAUCCUUUGAGUCAGAAGGUUCUCUGUACUUGGUCAAUAGUGAAACAGAUGCACAGGCUCCAACCCCUUCAUCGUGCCCUGACGGAAGAAAGGAGAGCCUAGCCAGAAAUGUGUGGGAAUGAAAUCGUUUGAAUCGUGCCCUGAUGGGUAUACGAGUUUGAACUCGAUGAUGUUGGACAGAGGCCUUCUGUCUGGUUUUCUGUUGCAAAAUGCUGAGAGUCCUGCCCAGUUUGCAAGUGGAAAAUGGGGAGGAUGAUUUGCAAGGGAGGGCGAAGGUGGGACAUGUGUCAGCAUCUCAGUGGAAUGUAUAUGCGGGCUUCUCUGUUCCCACCACACCAGGGCUCCAGAUACGUGUUUGUCAUGCAAACUGGAAGAAAAGCAAUGAGUAGAGUUCUAGAACAGAAAAGCAGUGUGUGUGUGGGAUGGAGGGUUAAGUGCACACACAUCUUUUCUCUGCAACCUUCCCCUCGAUGUACACAUGUGCACACAUGCGCUCACACCCACAUUUUCUAAUGGAGAAAUCUAGAAGCCCGGGUUUGCAAAUCCCUAUUUGCUGCUAAUCUUCAGCCUUCUCUGUAAGAUCUUUAACAGUUCUGAAGGGGGAAUUUUGGCUGGUGCAACUUCUUCCAGUGCUGCAGUAUCAUAAGGGGAGAAGCACCUUCCAAAAUUCUCCCUUCUGUGUUAUUAUUAAAGGCAAUGUCGUUUUGCCUCUGAUUGAAUCCAGCAAUCUUAGUCUCGAUCCAGAGUUGAUACUUCGUUGUUGACGAUUGUGCUCUUGAAAUUUUGUAUAGAACAAAGUUUAUUUCGCAAUGUAACAAGUGGUUGUAAAGAAAUGAUAUUUUCAUACAAAUAUUUUUGAAAGAAUCCCUCAUGAGAAAAAAAAAUUACCUUUUUUGAAAGUUGUAUUAUUUUCCAAGAAUCCUCUGAAUUGAUUUUAUUUUUGUUAUUAGUGAUCUAAAAGUAUUUUCUAGGUCAUAAAUCUAAUGUAAAAGAAUCUAUAGAUGUUAGAUGUCAAACAUUAUGAGUCUAUGUAUCUGCAAGGUACUAAACUAUAAAUUACUGUGAAAGGAGUAUAUUCCCCCCUUUGUCUGGAAAGUUAGCAAUUUUGUUUUGAAAGAAAAUAUUGUUUCCCCUUCCCUCAGCCAUUAUAAACCGUGAUCUGCUUUAUUUAUAAAAGCACAAAUUGUUCUUUGCUGGACAAAUGACCUGACGCAAGCUAUUAAGUGAUUAAUUGGUGCAGCAUUCACUGUUUGGCAUAAAUCCACUGAUAGUUGGUACCAGGGGUCAUUUCAUAGAAAAAGAGCUGGAGGAACUCAUUAGCAUAACUGAUUAGCAUAUGCUACACCUCUUGCCAUCCCUGGAAGUGUGUUAUUAGUAUAACUGAUUUGCAUAUGCCACACCCCCUGACAUCACCUAUUCUGUCUGUUUUGGACCCAAUCCUGGCCAUUCAGGGCCGAAAUUGGGCCCAAAAUGGCAAAAAGGGUCUGAAAAGGGGCCCAAAAUGGUCAGGAUCAGGCCACUGAUGAGCAGGGGAGUGAUCCACCACCUGUCAGAGGCCCAAUCCAGGCAGUUUCGGCCCCAAUCCAGGACGAAAUAGGCCCAAAAUGACCACGAGUCAGGUGGGUGGGGCCACCUGACAUGUGACCUCUGGGGAACUGCUGGAACUGCAUUCCUGUGCAUUCCCCCUCGAAAUGAGCCCUGGUUGGUACCAAAUGCUAUGGAGUAUUUUUCAUGUGUAGAUCUUCAACCGUGUAACUCCAAUACCUUGUGGGUGCUGCAUUGCCAGGCGUUUCUGUGACUCCAGCAGGGAAACAGCAAUUUCCCAUCUUCACAAAUGUGAUAAGGUGUUGGGGAAAUUGGAAGCUGUAGUAGCCCAUCGUCCAAACAAACUGUGGAGCAGCUAGGUCUAGCUAAGAGCUUGUAGUAACAUCUCUCUUCUCAAUUGCAGUGAAGUGGUCACUUCAAGCUCCUUUUCAGGACCAAGCUACAAGUGACACCUGACACAGUUGGACACUUGUCAGCUUCCCUCAAGUUUUGAUGGGAAAUGUAGGCGUCCUGGUCUUGCAGCUUGGCUCUCCAACUGCUGUCCAAUGGACUUUUCAACUGUCACUUGUCCAACAUUCUGCCAAGCUGCCUACAUUCCCCAUCAAAACUUGAGGGAAGCUGACAAGUGUCCAACCUGUGUCAUUGGUCACUUGUAGUUUGGCCCUCAUUUUUGUCCUGUGAACAGAGGAGAACAGUGCAUUCAUAUUAAAAUCCCAGAUACUCUUUGUGACUGCAAAGAUAGGAUUGCCCAACACUUGGUGUGGCUCAAUUUGUUGUGGUUCAGAAGACCUGAACUUCAGUCAUAGGAUCGUUGCUGCUGCUUUAAACUCUUCAGGAGAGACUGAU
This is a messenger RNA of Eublepharis macularius, 6723 nucleotides long. RefSeq names its product LRAT domain containing 2 (gene LRATD2). The record is from RefSeq and is a predicted model, not a curated record. Lineage: Eukaryota; Metazoa; Chordata; Lepidosauria; Squamata; Eublepharidae. The transcript has a single exon. The coding region runs from base 1 to 885 and encodes 294 amino acids.